Molecule: messenger RNA, 1842 nt
Organism: Penicillium diatomitis
Lineage: Eukaryota; Fungi; Ascomycota; Eurotiomycetes; Eurotiales; Aspergillaceae
Product: F-box domain protein
Exons: 2
Coding region: 1-1842 (613 amino acids)
Molecular function (GO): protein binding
Source: RefSeq, a predicted model, not a curated record
AUGCUACUCCGUCUUCCCACCGAGCUCAUCGAGCUCAUAUUCCGAAAAUGCGACCCCUGCACGUUCUUCAAUCUCGCGUAUUGCUCGCGAUAUCUCUACACCAUGUCUAUCCUCAGUCGAGAGAUGGUGAAACACCAGUUUCGCGAAUUACCAGGCUGGCCGCAUGAGGAACUGGAACAGCAGGUCCGCGACAAUUUCCCGUAUGUGGUCAGUCAUCUCAAUUGGACCUGGCAUCAGCAUCUCUACGGGGCACGCUAUUUCACAGAUCGGAAGCUCUUCGAGUUCGAAGGCAGGAAACUCAACCCUCGAGCUUGUUGCCUGGAGCCCCGGAUGCCCGCGACGGCGUUGCUAGCCUUUCAUGGGGACGAGACGCUUUACCUGGUGGACACACACGAGGGGGACAUUCGUGUGACUCGUCGGUUGGAGUCCCCUGCGCAAAAAUAUGGAACGAUCGAAGUCCUCCAUACGUCACUCAACUCGUCUGGUGUGUGGGCACUGCACCGGUUCAAGCCAUUCACGGACCAAAAUCUGGACAUGAGCCAUCCAUUCGUGAAGCAGGCUGCCGAGGCGUAUCCCGAGGGAUGUGUGUAUCUGGCGUUCUAUUCGCUGAACGGAAACACCGAUGCUGUGCGGUUGUAUGGGUUUCCGGACGAGAGCGAGUACGACCCUACUGCUCUGGCGACGUAUUGGGAUGAGAAAUUCGCCAUCUCGUGGCAGCAUCGACAGCGAGCUGGGGAUCAUCAUGUUCUUUUGUAUCUCACCGACGUCUUUGAUGAGGAUGAAAGUGGGGAUGAGGAUACGACAGAUGACAGUACUGACGAGGAUGAGGAGAGCGAGGACGAGGAUAUGGAGGACGAUGAGGAUGAGGAGAGCGAGGAUACAGAGGGUGACGAUGACCAACUUAGCGGCGGCAGCAGCAGCGGCAGCAGCAGCAGUGAUGGGCAGCCUGGUAAAUAUCGACUGGAGGAUUACAUGGAGGAGACUUUGACCGAGGUCUCUGAGACCAGACCAACUCUCAUCCGGUCCAUAUAUCACGCCUACAGUCUCACCAAUCUAGACUCCAGCCGACACAGUCACCAGUCGUUGAUCGACCGAGGGCCAAGCACCAAGCUGGCCUUCAAUGAUCGCGGUCUCCAACUCCUCCAUUUCUCUCGCGGACGUCCACUAUUCAGCUAUUUCCAGAAAUUGAACACCAUCAUGAGCCACUCGGAGCCCAACGUUCACGACAACUCCUGCGUGGUCAAAUACUCGCCCGAACUCGCCCUGUCAUUUGCCAUUGGAAUUCCCUUUUGGGGACUUCAUUCGACCAAUGACGACAGCAACAUCCCCGGCACUUGUCACUGGCAAUAUCUCGCCGUGGGAAUCGCCACGCACCGUGUCGAGCACUGGACAGUGGCCUGUCUUCUGACCUCCGAAUCAAACCCACGACAAUGGCACUGCACGCACGAGAUGAACCUCGAACGAGGCCGACGCUUCGACGACUGGCGCGUCGUCGCCCAACUGGGCGGGUUCCACGAAUCCGACACCACCCAGGGCUCGUUGAUCGUGCCCUCCCCCCGCUGUUCCCGCCUCGCGAUGGCAAGUUGGAAGACAAUCACCGUCUGGCCCAUGAGUCCUCACGCCCUGGUCAAUCCCAACAGCAUACACUAUCACCCGUGGACAAAUGCCGCGGGGAUGACGGAGUUGCGGUCCGAAUCGAUCGAGUUGGAUGCCGUGAUCUUUCAGAUGAAGUUCAGCGAUGAGAAUGAGAUUGUCGCGUUGACGGACCGUGGACUCAUGAUUUUGAACAUUUGGCCGUCGGGCAAGGGGACGUUGACUAUUGAGCGACGACAGAUACCUUGA